AUGGCGGUGCCCGCCCCUGGGCGCGUGGUCGGCGAUCAUCCGUGGUAUGGGUUGGCAAAGGCGCUUCCUACACCUCUGCAUCUGGAUUCGGCCAAUGGCCAUGCAGAUGUCGUCAGAUAUCUGCUGAGAAAGAACAGCCAGCCCAACCUCGCUGACAACUUCAAGAGAACAGCCCUGAUGAAGGCAGUCCAGCAGGAGCAGGAAGAAUGUGUUGCUAUUCUGCUGGAACACGGUGCCGACCCGAAUCUGGCAGAUGCUGACGGCAACACUGCCCUUCACCUGGCUGUCCUCUCUAAAAACACAGCUGUAGCAGGGCUGUUACUGGAGCAUCAUGCCAAGAGUGAUGCUCAGAACCAGUGGGGAUUUACCCCCUUCAAACUUGCAGCCUUGCAACAGCAUGAAGAGAUUCUGGAGUGCCUUCUGAAAAAAGCAGCUGACAGGCCUGCUCAAGCCCAGGGGGAAAAGCUGCGGGAGGAGGAAGAAAAGCAUCUUCAGUCUGAGCAUUGUGUUCCUGACUUGAAGACUGCCUUGGAUGACAAGAAAAGAGAGGCAAUAACUUCUUCCCAGGAACUGCAGGACCUCCCAUUGGCAUCUUCGGAGACCAAUAAAACUCUAAACCAACUGGAAGAAGACGCGCAGCAGUAA
Messenger RNA from Chiroxiphia lanceolata (lance-tailed manakin), 645 nucleotides. Its product is annotated as ankyrin repeat domain-containing protein 7-like. Bases 1 to 645 code for a protein of 214 amino acids. Gene Ontology annotation, molecular function: protein binding. The transcript has 5 exons. The record is from RefSeq and is a predicted model, not a curated record. Lineage: Eukaryota; Metazoa; Chordata; Aves; Passeriformes; Pipridae.